Scleropages formosus (Asian bonytongue) is the source of this 371-nucleotide messenger RNA. It is a transcript of the gene mrpl53, whose product is annotated as mitochondrial ribosomal protein L53. Bases 21 to 341 code for a protein of 106 amino acids. Gene Ontology annotation, cellular component: mitochondrial large ribosomal subunit. The transcript is spliced from 3 exons. Lineage: Eukaryota; Metazoa; Chordata; Actinopteri; Osteoglossiformes; Osteoglossidae. The record is from RefSeq and is a predicted model, not a curated record.
CAAAGGUCAAGUUAUCCAAAAUGGCGACUUUUAGGGGGAAGAUAUUGCUGAAGAACAUCAAGAAAAUUGUUGUACAGUUUUGUCCAUUCGAGCCUAACGUCCGGUCCACAAGGGAGUUUCUCGCUGUUGUGGGGAGUGAGAAAGUGAGGUCGACCAACCUCAGCUGUGUAGUGAGUGCAGACGUGAGACACGAUGGCUCUGAUCCCCAGGUUGACGUCACAUUCACGGAUGGAGAGAAGUUACUGAUGAAAGGGAAGAAACUGACCAGCUUCGAAAUGCUCUCGGCUUUGCAGUCCCGGUGUGAAGCAAAGGAUCCACAUUCCAAAGAGGCGAAGAAGUAGCUGCUUAGUUUGUGAUAAAUAUUUAUGUAC